AAACCUGGACAUCUUGGACACAGCAGGACAGGCGGAGUUCACAGCCAUGCGUGAUCAGUACAUGCGAGCGGGUGAAGGUUUCAUCAUCUCGUACUCCAUCACGGACCGCCGCAGUUUCCAGGAGGCUCGCCACUUCAAGCAGCUGAUCUACCGCGUGCGGCGCACCGUCGACACCCCCGUCGUGCUGGUGGGAAACAAGUCUGACCUGGUCCAUCUCAGACAGGUGUCUGUGGAGGAGGGCAAACAGCUGGCGAGGGAGUUCCAGUGCCCGUUUUUUGAGACCUCCGCGGCGUUCCGCUAUUACAUCGACGAUGUGUUUGCUGCACUGGUGCGUCAGAUCCGCCAGCACGAGGCUGAGGUGGUGCGGGGCGGCGAGAGGAAAACCCGGCGCAGCCAUUCCUUCUGGAGCCGCCUUAAAGCCCCCUUCCAUAAGAAACAGCAGUCCGAGCACUGAGAAGAAGGGCAUGUUGGGAUACCGUGGCCUUCUCACCUGCAGCUGUGUUAGUCCCAUCUCCCUCAGAUGGUUUGAGAACUGCAUUUAUAGUUUCUGUCUGAUUGUUUGCAAUGAUGCACUCCCAAUCAUUUCAGUUAGACCGAAGUUCCCUCACUGUGCAGGACACACUCACUGUCGUCAUUUGGGACGUGGGCUGAUUUACUGAUGUUAGAGAUUAUGAAAGAAAUAUUAAACUUGACAGUAGUUAUUAUGUUUCAUUUUUGGACAGCAUUAUACUUUGUGAAGGUGAAUGUCGGGGGGACAUCAUAUUUUAAUGGAUGGGAAUGUAAGAAGGAUGAGCUACUUGUGUUUUGUGAAAAGGUCACGUCAGACACGGGUCAGAGGUUUGCUUGUUGGAAAAAAACGAAGGUCGAAUGAGUUUAAGAGAGCAGACAGCAUGGGGUGCAGAGUGGAGAGAAAGAAAAGAAAGCAACGUGUUGCAGGGUGGGUAAAUAGGCAAGGGUUUAUGGUAGAAAUAUUAAUCUGCCGGUAUAAUGAGUACUGUAAACCAAUUUGUUAGACACAUUUGAAAAAACAUUUGCUGUAGUUGCUUUAGCUUCUUCUCAAAAACUGGGUGAAUAACAUGUCCAGGUCACAUUCCACCCAUUUUUUUAAUAUAUAUAUAUUUUUAAAUAAAUAAUUAAUAAGAUGGGAUGCAUUGCAAAAUAUUUUCAUUAUAACUGGAAGCACAUUUUCCCCUCAAAUUCUCUUAAAAAUAGUGGAAUGUCACGACUUUUCAUUAGAUCAUCGUAACUGUAAUACAGUAAUAUUUCUACCAUUUAAAUAAUAUAUGUUUUUCAUUAAUCAGUAAUGAGAGUUUUUUAUGGUAAUGCAAAUUUAACAGUGGGGUUGCUUUAUUGUCAUGAAAAUAAUGCAAAACUAUGCUCCUAAAAAUGCACUCUUCUUAAAUCAAAAUAGAAUUUGUUUUAUAAUUGAAUUGAUAAUAUUUUGACAUUUUUGAAGUAUGAUUUGGGACAAGUGAGAGUCAAUCACCUAGGAUGUGUUUGAUGGAAAAUACACUGUAUGAAUGAUUAUUAGUUUUUUAAAAUCUUGCUGAGCAAUAUUCGGGUCCACCUUUAAGCACAUUAACAGACUGACCAACUUGAUUAUGAUGGAAAACAAAAUAGUUUCCUUUUUCCACAGGGUCAUUUUUAUUCCAGUGGCUUCUGUAGUGGGUGUGUGGGAAGUGAAAGACCGUAAUGUGGCGUGUGAUGGGGAUUUCCUCUCUUACACAUGCUGUGCACUUACUAGGCAUGUGUACAGCAUGUGUAAGAGAGGAAAUACACAUCACACACAUGCUGUGCACUUACUAGGCAUCAACUUGGAAUAGUAUGUCUGUUCGUUUCAUGCAAAUUCAUGGCAUUGUUUUUCUUGUGAUUAUUAGAAGCAGAAUGGGUUUACUAUAUUUUCCUUUAUUUAUUGUCAUCAGAGAUUCUCAAAUAAAAUCCACU
Molecule: messenger RNA, 1944 nt
Organism: Sinocyclocheilus grahami
Lineage: Eukaryota; Metazoa; Chordata; Actinopteri; Cypriniformes; Cyprinidae
Product: GTP-binding protein Rit1-like
Exons: 3
Coding region: 47-454 (135 amino acids)
Biological process (GO): signal transduction
Cellular component (GO): membrane
Molecular function (GO): GTP binding; GTPase activity
Source: RefSeq, a predicted model, not a curated record